AUGUCGACCAAAAGUGGUUCGACAGCUUCUACAGAACAGAAUACGGUACAAUAUGCGAAUCCUUACUUAGGACAACAAUCUGCAAAUACGUCAAUGGCGUCAGAGAAAAGUGAUGCAUCUCGUCCUACACUUCACUAUCCGACCGUUUGCGUCCAAGUGCCUCGAGCUCCUGCAUCACAAGUUUCGGCACCUCCAAGUGGUGUUUCAUAUGCCAUUCCCUUUCCAAAACCGAUCCAAUACUCUGCUACGCAAUUACACUAUGAGAAUAUGAAACAUCGUUGUAAGAUGUUGGACUCGGAGAAUCAACGUUUGAUGCGAGUACAAAAUGAGUUGAUCUUAGAUGCAAAUCGAAGAGUUGAGAAUUCCAAGUGGGAAUUUAUCGAAGUUCAAAACUUCGAUUUUCAGAUGCAUGUUAAUGAAAUCCGUAUGUUAAAGGAGGACAACAAAAAGUUGACAACUACAAACAAGGAGCUUCGAGAUCUCUGCUGCUACCUUGACGACGACCGUCAAAAGACUCGCCGAUUAGCUCGAGAAUGGCAGAAAUUUGGAAGAUAUUCCAGUCAGGUUAUGAAACAGGAAAUGUCUCUAUACCAACAACGCUUACGAGAGGUGGAAGAGCGCCAUAACGAGACUCUUCGAGAAAAUGAGGAGCUUAAGCAACUAUGUCUUUAUCUAGAUGAACAAAGGCAACGGUACGCGGUCUAUCAUGCUGAGGAUGAUAAGGAGAGCGAGGAUUUGGGAUGCGGAAGCAGUGAAAGAAGUGAGGAGUGCGACGAUUCCAAGGACGUAUGUGAUAAUCCAUCCAUUAAUCAUCAAAAGGAACAUACUUUACGUAUGCUCUGCCAAAGGAUUGGAACACCAGCUGACGACAGCACUCACCUGUCAUCAGUCGACCAGACAGCAGACGCUGAACGUCUUGUCAAUUACAUUCAGUCACUAGAGGGACGUAUAAAGCAAUUGGAGAGGGCCAGCCAACAGACUGGUCUCUGGCAUUCUGCAUGUACGUUACUAUCAGAAAGCGAUGAGAAGACGAUCAUCGAUAGAUGCGAUGAGCUUUGUAAUGAAACGAAUUUGGAAAAAGUUGCCCCCCUAAAUCAUAAGGCUAUGCAAAUAUCCUCUUGUAGUACAAUGACCACUUCUGGAACAACAUAUGCGAGUUCAGAGACAGACAUGGAGAGCGCCGUCUAUGUAAUGGGCGAUGAGACUGACGAAAUUGGAGCACUAGAAGUGCGAUCAUUGACUCGAAUAGAGGAAGAUGGUGAAGACAAGGAGAAAUCUCAAGAUGAUAUU
Molecule: messenger RNA, 1290 nt
Organism: Strongylus vulgaris
Lineage: Eukaryota; Metazoa; Nematoda; Chromadorea; Rhabditida; Strongylidae
Source: the annotation of a GenBank genome assembly